CUGGCCUCACCCAAAUCUUACCUGUCCACAACCGUCAAACAGACACAUCUGAAUGGAUGAAGCAAACACACCCACAUUCUUCAUCGCAACUGGCACCACAUAAAUAACAGACGUACACCCUCAUUAAACAGGAGUCAUUUUGAUCUCUGCACCAGGUACGUAGAAAAGGCUUUCAACCGCUCUUGUCAACAAGAAAAAAUGAGUGAUCCCAAAGAGGCGCAAGCUGAGGAUUUCUCAGGGGAGGAGGGCUCAGGAGAUGAGGGCUCAGGAGAGGAAAGCAAAGGCAAAGGGAGGGAAAAAUCAAAGGGAAGAGGCGGAGGUCGUGGAGGACGUGGAGGACAUGGAGGACAUGGAGGACAUGGAGGACAUGGAGGCGGUGAAGGAGGUCGCGGAGGCGGUGGCGGAGGUCGUGGAGGCAAAUGAGGUCCUGGCCGUGACUUAACCACCAUUCUUCGAUAAUGCUUGUCAAGAAUGAAAUAGAUCUCUAUCAAAUAAAUCAAGAAAAAGAAAA
This is a messenger RNA of Acanthopagrus latus (yellowfin seabream), 511 nucleotides long. RefSeq names its product probable H/ACA ribonucleoprotein complex subunit 1. Bases 199 to 423 code for a protein of 74 amino acids. The record is from RefSeq and is a predicted model, not a curated record. Lineage: Eukaryota; Metazoa; Chordata; Actinopteri; Spariformes; Sparidae. The transcript is spliced from 6 exons.